AUGAACUUUUUAUUAAGACCAGUCGGAUCAGAAUCUACAGAUCCUGUCAUAACAAUAAAUCCCAUUCAUGGCUUCACUAUUAAGUCUAGAUUAGCAUCAUGUGUUUCCAAUACUCUAAUCGUUGAUACAAAAAUAUUCAUCAAUGUGUGUCACAACGAGCAAGUCCCUCGACCGGAGGUUGACUUUAACCCAAGUAUUGUUUAUCCACUAAUUAUGACGAAUCAGUGGGAGAUACCGAUCAUUACAUCGUCAGUGCGUGAGGAUGUGGACAAAAAAGGUGUUCUUUGCUAUGUGUGGGAUUGUUGCAUCAACACUACCUGUAUGGGCUGGAUAACUAAGGACUUGCAACUCCGAGAGAUCCUUAUAGAAUGGUGUAUUGAAUCAUGCGAACUUAGACAGUCGGUUGAGAUCUGUCGUGAUCAUCUAAGCUUUCCCAAAUUGAAAAAGAAGGGAGAUAAAAUACCGCCCUUGGACAUAUUAACCAAUGAUCUCACACAUAACUACAGAGAGGAGGUCGAUUCUAUCGUACAAGAGGGGACUAAAGAUCCUACAAGCAUACUGGCGAUGAAAAGAGAUUUGCUAAGUGCUGAAGAAUCUAUGAUAAGUGAUUCAGGCACUCUACCUCCACUUUUCCCACGCGAUCAGAAGACAAACAAAAGACCUAUCAUAGAGGAAAUCGAAAAUUUAACUAUUAGCUCGGACCCAAAUACAGUACAGGCCAAUAAGGCUCUAAAAAAAGCUCAGCAAAAAGAGCUUACAUUUGAUGUCGUGAUGGGCAAGAUAUCCAAUAACGUGGAUUACAUACUCAAAGUCGAAGUUACCUCGGAAUUGUCCUGCCUUGAUGAAUAUGACGUACAAUACAAUAAGAUGAAUAACGAAUUGUUAAUACAAAAUCGAAAUUUGACAAACUAUAAGGAAAAAAAAUUGGCUAUAGCUCUCCCAAAUGUUUUCAAGACUCAAGAGCCAAGGCUUAAAAUAUCAUUCAUUAAUAUGGAUAGGAAACUAAUUGUAUAUCUAUAA
Molecule: messenger RNA, 1020 nt
Organism: Lachancea fermentati
Lineage: Eukaryota; Fungi; Ascomycota; Saccharomycetes; Saccharomycetales; Saccharomycetaceae
Source: the annotation of a GenBank genome assembly